Molecule: messenger RNA, 2850 nt
Organism: Caenorhabditis angaria
Lineage: Eukaryota; Metazoa; Nematoda; Chromadorea; Rhabditida; Rhabditidae
Source: the annotation of a GenBank genome assembly
AUGUGCAAUGUGAGUUUUCAGGGGAGGGGAAAGGGUUAGAAUCGGCUGAAUUAAUGAAAAAUAACAAACAAUUAAUUCCGGAAACUACAAAAACUACAAAUUUGAAAUUUUUGUUUCCAAAAAAUACAUGAAUGACAAGAAAUUAUUAAUUAUUUAUUUCAGACAGCUAGCCGAAAAAUAAACGGAGUUAAAAGAUGUCGCGCACAACUCGCCUACACCGAUUCUGAUCCUUCAAUUGAACACGACAUCGAAGACAUCAUUGGCCUCGCAGAUGAACUCGAUAAGAAUUCGAAAAUCUCACUAAAUCAGGUUAAAGUCGAAGGUUCGAGGCUUGCCAUCGAAUAUCGAUUAUCUGACUUGAAAGUUCGAAUGAAAUCAGCGAGUUUGAUGAUUAAAGGAGUUUUUGGGAUAUCAAAGCAACUUUUCCAAGCGUUGUUCAUUUAUUUCAUCUACACGAUUUUCCGCGAUGCGGUGAAAAUGAUUAGAAAAUAUCGGGAUGAUGUGGAUUUCAGUAAUUGUUAUAUCACAAAGUUUGUAAUUCUAAUCAGAGUCUUAUAAAUUUGCGAAUAAUUUUUUAUAGAGAAUUUUGGCUGAUCGAUAAACAUCGCGAAGAACUUGGCCAGACUCAUAUCUCCAGAAUUACCAAGCAAGAAAAAACGAAGCUAAAAAUAAUGGGAAUUUUCAAAUUUCCAACAGGAAUGGAAAGAAAAAGUGCAAUUCGUCCGUUUUUCAAAUGGUUUUGCUUGAUGAUUACGGUUGUUAUACUUGUUAUUAUUGAUCAUUUUUUGUAUUCGUUUUUGGAUUCAGUUAUUGAGAGUUCGGUUACUCAGGUGAGAAUUUUAAAGGAUUUUGGAGAAUGUAUCUGUUAGUCAAGUUAUGGAGCUUCAAAUUUUAUGAAAAUGCAUAAUUCUCUUAUUCUUGACAAAUUGAGUAAAUAUUGCCUUUUGGUAAAAAUUAGGAAUAUUCUACAUAUGUUUCAAAAUAUUUAUUUUUUUGUGCAAACCAGAUUCAAAUAAACGAACUAUUUCUCAAAAAUAUAUGUUCAGCUCAAAAUUCCUGGAUUUUUAGCCGUUCUUGAAAUUUCUAUAAAAACCCGGAUGAAAAAUUAUCGGGGUUCUAGUUUUUGUGCCUUAAAAUUCGGCAAGAGCUUCAGCUUCAUUCUGAACCUUACUAAUUUUACCCUCAAAAACGCCUCACAUCUACCUAAAAUAUGAUUUUUUUAAUCCAGGUCAAACAAAAAGGUGGUCCACCAAUGGGAAUAACUGUGACUGGUGAUGGAAUUGUUGCCGAAUUCAUGCGCACAAUGUCAGUUAUGAAUGAAACAUUGGAAAUUGAUCGAACACUUUCAAAUGAGCAUUGUUUGACGAAACCAACUCGACCAAAUGUUACCUUACUUGUUUGUUGGCUCAUUUUACCGCUCGUUUUUUCGUUUGUUUUUCAGGUAGGAGAUUUUUUAAUCGGGAAAAAAUAAUUUUCGAAAAUGACAUUUAAACAAUUUCAAACCAAUUUUCAUAAUUUUCGUCUUCUAUUAUUUUUUAAAUUUUCACUGUUUCAAAUAAUUUUCAAAUAAAAAAAAUUGGAUCUGUUUGUUUGUUCUUUUAUCGUAAAAUGUUUCACUUUUUCAAAACGUAAAUAUUCUAGUUUUCCCAAAGUUUUAUAAGGAAUUCCACCUAAGCAUGUGUAUAAGAAUAUAAAGCUAUCCCCCAAUAUUGGCCAAUGUUUCAUUUUUUUGCAGGUUAUAUUCUCAUUUGCAAUUCGCCGCCUAAUCAUCAAUUUCUUCUUUCCAUUCAUGUUUCCACGUCGAUCACGAACUCGCCUCGUCCAUUUUUACAACAAACUUUUGAUGAAUCGCGAGAAGAAUCGAAAAGAAGCCCGUGCUCGUGUUCGAUUUUUGACCGAUCGAAGAAAAGUGCAAACACAACAAUCUAAUAAUUUCCUGACAGCUGGAACUUUUCUACGAACUCAAAUUUUUGAGCGCAUUUUCAAGACCGGCAAAUGCUUUUUGUGCCAGGAGAAAUUGUAUGCGAGGAAGCUGAAAUACUGUGUGAAUAUAUCUUGUAUAUAUUCACAAUCGUCGUUUUGUAAUGAUUGUAUUGAGGAUAAUUUUGGAAAAUGUUAUGCUUGUAUGGUGACAAGAAAAGAAGUUACCGAUGAAAAAUCGAAACUUUUGGUGAGUUUUAUUGAAAGGGGGGUUGAAAAUUUGUUCCAGAAAAGUGAUUUUUAACCCAAAAAUUGUUAUAAAAAUUUAAAUGUUUCAAAACUUUAUACGAUAAAUUAGAAAAAAAUAUGAAAUAAAAAUAUAUUUCGCAUCUACGAAAAUUUGAAAAAUUUUCACUGUUUCAAAAAUUUUUUGGCUUAAGUUUUUGAAUUUCCUAAACUGCAAACACACCAUGAUUUCAGACACCCCAUAAACUUUUUCCAGCUAAAAUUUAAAUUAAGAUGUGAAUUUAUGUGAAAAAUUGAAAAAAAUUGAGUUAUCUAAAAUUUUUUCUCUCGAAAAUUUACUGUUUCAAGAAAUUCUUACUGUUUUAAAAAAUCUACGAAAUUUUUUCCGGGACGUUUUGUAUCCGUAAACUAUCAUUUUUUUCAGAAUUCUGAAAUGAUAUUGAUUUGUACAUGAUUAAUAAUUUGAUAUAUUUCCAGGCUCCAAGCGAAGCUGGAAAAGAAGACGAAUUUGUGGAUUAUCCAAAGUUUUUGACGCUAAUCAACAAAAUUGAUGAAAAUAUGCAAAUUGGAAAGAAAAACAAGAAGAAAAAUAAGAAGAAAACUAGUGUAAGUACUGAAAGCGGCACAACUACAACCAAGAAAGGAACAUCGAAAAAUAGUUCGAGCUUGGAAAAAGAGAUCUGA